UCGAGUGUAGAGGCUGUCGAAUUCCAGUUCCGUCGUUUGGAAAAAGCGGUUGUGUUUUGAGUUGAAAUGACCAAGGUUGAUUCUUGCUGCUCCCUUCCCUAGUGUGUGUCACGCUUUGAUCGGUGAUUUGUGCUUUGUGGUACCUCUUUUGGGUCGGUUCACACAGCCCGCCAAAGGCCUGAUACCUGGCCAGCCUCCAAAGUUGCCGCCGCCAGUCGUAUUGAUGAAUGUACAAACCGAAAAGUGAACGCAAGUAGUAGGAAUUAAAAGAUAGAGAGAGAGGAAGCAUUAUCUCGUCUUCUUCCUCCUGCGUUCGGCAUUUUAUUUGAAUGUUGAGAAAUCAAAGCGAGUGCCGUGCAAAAGCGAAUGAAAAAUGAAGGAAUCAAAUCAAAAUAAUAACAUGUUGAUUUGAAGCGCUAUAAAAGUUUAACAGAAGGAGAACAGUGUAUAAGAGAAUAUGUUUAACCGAAUCGAAGCGCUAGUAGCUAAGGGGUGAAUCCAAAUGAAUAGAGUUUACAGUGCACAUGCUGUGAAUGGAAGUGGAGCAUCAUCGGCUAUCAAUUCGCGCGCGCCUUUUCCAACUGAUGAAUAGAAUCGUUGCCGAAAUCAAUCGAAACGUUGUAGCCGCCGCUAUUGGCCACCUUUGUUGAAGCCGCCGACGCCGCCGCUUCUGCCUUAUGUUGUCCAAAGCAUUAUAGUGUUGACUUCAUUGAUCCCGACAAUUUUUUGCCAAAACUGCAUCUGGGGAAAUGUGAUGCCGAUUCAUUGGAACUGGUUCGUGAAGUCCCACAAGCGUGUGUCAGAAGAAACGUUGAAGGAAGAAAACAAGGAGUGUGUGAUGUGAAAAGUCACUUAAGAACGUGUGCAAAAUGAAUAAAUCGAAUUAAGCAAAAUGCAUACAAUUAAUUACGGGGUAUAAAGCGUCGCUAGUAAUUGUGCGAGGGAAUACCGUUGAACCCAUGAAUCUUGACACCGACUGGAGUGCGAGAGCAUAGUAAUAUCCCAAGUUUGCCACAUUCAUCGUCUCCGGAAGGUGUGCUUUUGGUUUGUGAUGCAGCCUGCAACAUCUGGUCUCAUGCAUCAGGCGGAGGGCUUUUAGGUUGUAUCCCGUUCGCCGCGAUGUCUGAACCGACUACAUCGAGACACUGCCUCUUUACGCCUCGCGCUUAAAUGAAAGAUCGCCAAGAUACGAGUGCCACAGCCGUAUUUUGUCUGCUUAAAGUACGACCUCCAAUGCAAAGCAAAGUUUCCUUUCGGUUCGCUUGCAAUGCUUUUUUCUACUGAUCCUAUUAAUUCCACCGUCUUGGCUAAGUGCUUUUAAUGAUCAGUGCGGGAUUUGCCGGGAUAAAGAAUAAGAUCACGAAAUAAUGAAUUGAAAGAAAUUAUCCACAUUUCAAUCAACUCCAUGUGCACGUUUUAAGAAUGGUUGCGAAACAGUGCAAGAGUGAAACACUGAGAGUACAUUCCAAAUUAUAAUAAUAAUGUUUCCAUAAAUGUUCAGCGGCAUAACACCUCUACGUGGAUAAUUUCUUUGUUACAGUUUUAAGAGUGUUGAACGCCAAGAAAAGUGAAAACCGGCAAUCAAAGUAAAUCAUUCGAAAAUGGCCUCCAAAAACACGCAACCGAAUCUGUGGAUUAUUCUCGUUCUUGUGGUAACACUUACUUGUGCUGACUUUGGCUACGGGCAUAAUUAUGGGCAAGGUGUGCCGACAUGGAUAUCUCUCGGACUGAAGUCACCUUUCAUCCAAUUCCGGUCAGAGUUCGAAGUGCUUUCCAAUAACAGCAUUUCGUUGAACCUUACGGAAAUACGACAUAAGCUGAAAAGUGUGCAGAACUGGGACCACUUUAUCCGUCCUGUCGAAAAUGGGCGAAAGGAUGACGGCAAAAAGCAGCUUCUUACCGGCCUGUCAGCAUCAGCAGGUGUGGUCAACACAUUCUCUAGCAACAUGACCAUUACAUUCCUGACCACAACGCCCCCGUCGUUUGUGAAUCAUUUCGAAAUAACGACCGAAAAUAGCCUUACGAAUGACGUGGAGAUGGAUAAAAAAGCCUUUAGCGAACAUAUGAUAUCAGAUGAUAGUAGUAAGAAGGACCGAAAGUACAUCAUACCGUUAGCCCUAAAGACAUCUUCAAACGAAAAGGAAAAAACGUCGACCAUAUUUCAUGGAUCGUCGACCAACAUUGACGACCUAAAGCGGCACAUUUUGAUGCUGCAGAAUUUGACCCAAUCCGAUAAAAGUUUUCAGAGUAAGUUUGUGGUUUUUCCUUCUUUGUCGAAAAAUGGAAGUGAACCAGUCAGUACAACAAUGCCAAGUACGACAACUACAACCACCAAAAUGACGCCUCCAUCCACAACAACCACCUACAGACCGCCAUACCAUCAGAUGCCAGUGCUACAAAUUAGAGAAGAUCAAAACUCACCCAAAGUUCUACCCGAAAAGUUCACACGACUGAGGCCGACAAUCAACAUGCCACGGCAAAUUUUGCCGAAUUCCCAUGAUAUACUGUCCGAUAAUAAAGACGACAUGUUCAAAAUGGAAAAAAUUACAAUAGUUCCACAGGUCUUUUUACAAAACGACCAAACCCCGGAUUCCGUACCAGAUGAGGAGAAUAAUAACAAUAAUUACGGCCACAAUAACGAAAGGAAGAAAGAGAUCAAAGGGAAUGACGGAGAGAGUAUCAAGAAUAAAAAACCAUUGCCGGCCAUUUAUCGUGGCAAAGAAGGUUCAGGAGAAGAGAUAAGUAAUAAAUCUCCACUGUCGGUCGGAAUACCGCCUGGCCGGAGAAACGGGCGGAACAGAACAUCGUCAAUGGUGACGGCGGCAUCGGCGUCUAGCACGCUACAAACGGCGAUUGCCGCCGAAGAGGCUGAAUUUGAUAGUACUCCAACACGUGGCGGCAGCGGCUCCAGCACUGCGAAAAUCCGAGGAAAUGGUAAGAAACGGAAUCGAAAAAAUAAAAAACCAACUGAGAAACCAAUUAAGUCCAUUCCGGUUCAAGCCUUUGACGGUUUGUCGAGCCAAAGUUCAAGCACAAACAAGACCAAAGCCGGUAGAAAAGGUGCUAAACGGCUACAAAGACUACAGCAAAAAGCAUUUAUGUUGCAGCAAUUAACAUCCAGUUCAUCGACUGUUAUACCCCCACCAUCGUCAUCGGCGUCGUUCACUUCCUACGAUGCGUCCAGCAGUGGGGGCAUGAACGGAAUGAAUAGGAAACUAUCGCGCUUCCGCCGGGCACCACAGUACAGGUCACUCAGCUCAGAGUUUAAUUUUCCCAAAGAUAGCACAAUAGUUCCGAUCUAUGGAUCGCUUAACGGUUCCAGCGUAAGUGCCAUCGGUAAUAGUUUAAGCAUCAGGAAUGGUACGGCUUUUGCGAUUGACGGCACCAAUAAUGGAGGCAAUCACAGUGAAAAAGAUAUAAUCAACUUGGACCCGGAUCUGUGCUACAAAGUCACUGGACUUAGCGGCGGACAACAGAAGUUGUGUGCGCAGCAUGUUAGUGUGAUGCCAGCAAUAAGCCGGGGGGCUCGGGCAGCUAUCCAGGAGUGCAAACAUCAGUUCCGACAUCGCCGUUGGAACUGUAGUACGAUAGAAGAUUACACCGUUUUUGGACCAGUUUCAAAUAUAGGUUUGUAG
Molecule: messenger RNA, 3635 nt
Organism: Uranotaenia lowii
Lineage: Eukaryota; Metazoa; Arthropoda; Insecta; Diptera; Culicidae
Product: protein Wnt-5-like
Exons: 3
Coding region: 1602-3635 (677 amino acids)
Biological process (GO): cell fate commitment; multicellular organism development; neuron differentiation
Cellular component (GO): extracellular region
Molecular function (GO): cytokine activity; frizzled binding
Source: RefSeq, a predicted model, not a curated record